Molecule: messenger RNA, 3638 nt
Organism: Neoarius graeffei (lesser salmon catfish)
Lineage: Eukaryota; Metazoa; Chordata; Actinopteri; Siluriformes; Ariidae
Gene: cert1a
Product: ceramide transporter 1a
Exons: 18
Coding region: 532-2364 (610 amino acids)
Biological process (GO): ER to Golgi ceramide transport
Cellular component (GO): Golgi apparatus
Molecular function (GO): phosphatidylinositol-4-phosphate binding
Source: RefSeq, a predicted model, not a curated record
GCAAGAACAAGAUCCAGGCUUUUUCCGCGUCAGCUGCACACAAACACAGCGCGCGACCAAACAAUAACGAAUCGGUUAAAUUCUCACUCAGGAAUAUUCUGGAAACAUUUUCACUUCGAGCACCGACACUGUCGCCGCUGGUUUUUCUGGUAACCGCCGGAAAAAAAAAACAGCCUUCUGGAAGGAUUGUAAGGAGAGAAAAGUUGCUUUUUCUGGAGUGUUUACUGUCUAAUUGUUUGUAAAGUUAAAUAAAUUAUCGUGAAGUAAUCCGCUGUUUGUUGUCAUGUAGUUAGCUUGCUAGCUAGAGCUACUCAGAGCGCGCGAGGAUUUACAUGGACUUCAAGUGUGUGUGUGUGUGUGUGUGGGGACAAACUGCGUGUUAACUUCAGCACGUCUCCAAAUAAAUAAAUAAAUAAACAAACAAACAAUUAGUUUAAAUUACCGCACCCGGAUACGAAAACAAGUUCUUUACCCAAACGGAGAAAUAAUAAGUGGUGUACGUCGCCGCCUGAACGCGUCCCACUCGGGCUCAUGUGUGAUCAGAGUUCAGAUGAAGAUGUGGAUCCUGAAUCUGAGCAGGCGGAGGAGCUCGCAGGAAGCCUCAGCAAGUGGACCAACUAUAUCCAUGGGUGGCAGGACCGCUGGGUGGUACUGAAGAACAACACAUUAAGCUACUACAAGUCAGAGCAUGAGCAAGCGUAUGGCUGCAGAGGAUCACUCUGUCUCAGCAAGGCUAUCAUCAAGCCGCAUGAAUUUGACGAAUGCCGCUUUGACAUCAGUGUAAAUGACAACAUUUGGUAUCUGCGAGCUGAAGAUCCUGAGCUCCGGCACCAGUGGAUCGAUACCAUUGAACUUCACAAGGCUGAAUCAGGCUAUGGUUCAGAGACCAGCCUGCGGCACCAUGGAUCCAUGCUGUCCCUCACUUCUGCCACCAGUGGCCUCUCGACCACCUCCACAUCUUCCUUUAAGAAAGGCAACAGUCUCAGAGAGAAGCUGGCAGAGAUGGAGACAUUCCGGGACAUUCUGUGCAGACAAGUAGACACACUGCAGCGCUACUUUGACAACUGUGCAAAUGGAGAUUACAGAGACGAGUUCUUCAGGGACAAAGUAUUUGAGGAUGGUGAAGAUGAUUUUUCCACCUUACGGCCAAAUGGAGACUACCUCCACAACAAUAGCAGCAAAGAGAAGUUAUUCUCUAUGGCCAGCUCCAGAGGGCCCAUUGGCAUUGAUUUCAAAGGUGAAGCCAUCACUUUUAAAGCCACCACAGAAGGCAUACUCUCUACAAUGUCCCACUGCAUUGAGAUCAUGGUCAAACGUGAGGAGACCUGGCAGAAGCGACUGGAUAAAGAAACAGAACAGAGGAGAAGAGUAGAAGAAUCCUAUCAGUCAGCCAUAACAGAACUGAAGAAGAAAUCUCACUAUGGAGGACCAGACUAUGAAGAAGGGCCAAACAGUCUCAUCAAUGAAGAUGAAUUCUUUGAUGCUGUCGAAGCAGCUCUGGAUAAGCAGGACAAGAUUGAGGAGCAGACAGAGAAGUGCAGGGCUGCUUGGCCAGUUACACUCAACUCCUCUCUUAAUACUCACAAAUACACCAAUAAGCCUCUUAGUCAUGCUUCCUCAGUGUCCUCUCUCGACUUAGUCAGUGCUUCUGAUGAUGUACACAAGCUCAGUACUCAGGUGGAGGAAAUAAUACACAGUCACAUGACCCACUCAUUACAGGAUGUAGGUGGAGAUGCGAACUGGCAGCUUGUUACUGAGGAGGGUGAGCUGAAGGUGUACAGGAGAGAGGUGGAGGAGAAUGGUGUUGUGUUGGACCCUCUCAAAGCCACACACGCUGUUAAAGGGGUUACAGGUCAUGAGGUCUGUCAUUACUUCUGGGACACAGCCUUUCGGAGUGACUGGGAAACAACUGUCGAAAACUUCAGUGUGGUAGAGACAUUAACAGACAAGGCAGUAAUUAUUUACCAGACUCAUAAGAGGGUGUGGCCUGCUUCACAAAGGGACAUCCUUUAUCUGUCCGUUAUCCGCAAAAUCCUCUCCACAAAUGAGAAUGAACCAGAUACGUGGAUUGUGUGCAAUUUUUCUGUAGAUCACGACAGAUAUCCACCCACAAGUAGGUGCAUCCGUGCCAAAAUCAAUGUGGCCAUGAUCUGCCAGACACUAGUCAGUCCACCAGAGGGCAACAAAGAGCUCGGCAGAGACAAUAUACUCUGUAAAAUAACUUAUGUAGCUAAUGUGAAUCCAGGUGGAUGGGCACCAGCAUCAGUCUUGCGUGCGGUGGCCAAACGUGAAUAUCCAAAAUUCCUAAAGCGCUUCACAUCAUAUGUUCAAGAUAAGACCAGCGACAAAGCAAUCCUCUUUUAAAAAAGGUUGCCUGCCCUGUGCCAUCUGCCAUCGUCCCAUAAACAUGUCUGUAAGAGGCCUUAUCCAUCCCUGCACACACUAAAUCUCAAUCAGGGCAAGAGAUUCACAGAGCUACGUUACCCAGGAAUCUUUUAUCCAGCAGUCAUAUGAAAUGCAGUGUUCUGGAUCAGGAAGAUCAAUGUUCUUAUACAGGAUUCCAGAAAAUCUCACAGUAUUCAUUUUACACAGUGACUGCAUAUACGGUACAGUCCUUCUCGUGUUGAGGGCAUGGUUACUGGUGGUUUUUGUCUGCUUUGGCUUUUGUAAGUGUUAGUGUUAUGGCUUUUGUAAAAAAAAAAAAAAAAUUUGUAUUCAUAUUACUUGCACAUUGAGUCAUGUCUUUAUUAAAAUUUAAACACUAAACUUGAAUGCCUUUAAUGAAACACUUUCUCAGUUAGAACAGGUUUCUUUAGGCCUUAUGUAGUUUUCCUGUAUGGGGUACAAGUUCUCUGCUUUGAUCGAUAGAGAAUGUGAAGAGCUUUAAAUAAAAACCUUUUCUUUUAGUGCCCUCUGUCUUAAUUGUAUGUAUAUAAUUUUGUGCACGUGGUAGAGGUUAAAACAUGCAAGAUACAGAGAUUGAAGAACUGGAUAGCACUAUGACUAUACUGUCACUGUAAAAAAAAAAAAAAAUUGGGGAAAGAUUUAGAUCCACUUUUGUAAAUGUUUUGUAAAGCAUUUCACCAAAUAAUACAGAACUACCUUCCUUUUGAGCAUUCAUUUUGGAUAUGCCCUUAUGUUAUACACAAGGCAUAAGUGUAUUUACCAGAUAUUUCCUGGUCAUUUCAUGAUUUCAUUGGACCUGAAUAAAAUGUAUCAUAUUUAUCUAUAGCCUUAUUUGACCGAAUAACUUUAAUCAUGUACAAGAAGUGUGUGUUUGUUGUAGCCUGUGCUCAAAGUGUGAAUUCUGAGUUCACCUUGUUGUAAGGCUUAAUUUUGUUAACUACAGAGAAAUCUGUGUUAAUGUUCAUAUUUGCACUAAUUAUAAAAGCGUUGCUUUACAAUCAGUUUACACGCUGCCAAAUGAUAAUCAUAUGUAUGAGUGAUUUUUAUAGCGGGUGGUAUGUAUGAAAUAAAUAUACAGAUUAUAGUGCCUGUUAAUAUGCGCCGCUGAACUUUCCAGAAUGCUUUUUUUUGUUGACAAAUUUAUUGUGAAUAUGCAGUAAGCAAAUACAUGUUUAUAGCACUCUUUAAUGAUUAAAAUGUAUGAGGAUGUGAAUAAAUAUUUUCUGGCUUUA